UGUUGUUAAUUUAAACCUGUAUGGCAAAGCAAUGGCGUGUAUACUGCAUGGUUGCAGCCUUAAUCAGCAUGACAACACGCGUGGAAACCGCAUUUCAGAGUUCUUUUAUAGAAUCGAGGGGCUGGUCCAUGCCUCUGUGGUCUGGCCCGUCAGAGCUUCCUCCAGGCUUCAUGUCCAGGUCUCCCUCCCUCUCCAGUAGCCCAGAACCAUGGCUGCUGCCAGGCUGCAGUUCUGUCUAUGACAGCCUUAUGAGUAACUCAUCCCCAGCCACCCCUCCGUCUACGCAGAGUGGAAACAGGGAGCCUGUCUCCGUUUCAAACAAGCCUCGCCGGUCAUCCAUUCUGGAGCGCUGUAUCCUCAGGAUGUCUUCUGCUAGUGUUGCUGUGGGAACAGAGGAUAUGGAUGGAGUCAGGAGAACUCAGUCAGGGAUGCGCUGGGGUUCCCGCAAUCUGGACCUUGCCCAAAUGGAGAGCAAUGAGUCGGUGCUGAAACGGCGGCAGAAACAGAUCCAGUAUGGACAGAACACCUUGGGCUACCAGAACUACCUACAGCAGGUUCCCAAGCGUCUGAGGAUCCCAGGGCUCCACCCUUCCACCCCAAACAAGCACAGGAAAUACAGCCGCAGGUCAUGGGACAUGCAGGUGCGUUUGUGGAGGAGGGCGCUGCAUGCCUGGGACCCUCCCACUGGCCUAUCUGGUGAGGCCCAGGGACAGGACCCUGUUGACCAGCUUCAGGGCCUGUUGGAGCAGAUGAACUGUGACCUGUAUGAAGACAACGAGGACUUGGGGAGGAAGGAACAAGAAACUACCCCAAGCUCUAAAGCUUCUUUGUCCCCUACACCUGCCAGCCUGCCUGUCGGCAGUACCUGGAUGGGACCUCAGAUGGACAUGUCCAGCCCCAGGCUCUCCUCAGCUCAGGCUGGCCUGGCUUACUCCUUCAGAAGCCAGAUGACUGCCGAGGAGAACGUCCUGGGCUGGCUCCGCUUCCUUCUAGAGACUGACCACAACCCGGACGUCACCCGUGGACGCGUUCGUGAUCAUUCCUAUGAACAGAUGCCUGUGCUGAACGACUGCAUGUCCUGGAAACCUUACUGAUGCUGGCUAUCGCUCUGUAGCUUGAUCUGAAAAAUGCAUGCUUCAUUUUACGAAAAGGCUGAUAUGAUUUAGAUGUUGUCCAUCUAUUAAAGGUAAGGCUUUCACCUAUAAGAUCGUGUUGGCCUACCAUGGGAAUGAGAGAAAUGAAGGAUGCAUUUUUGGGGGUUUUGCAACAAGGCUUGUCUGUCAUGUCACUGCCAAUCAGACAUGCAGGGGUGCACAGGGUGUAGUGCUAGCUUUGUAAGAGUGGUUGAUAGUCAACCAUGGACUGUCACUUCAUAAUCAUGUAAUCUUAGGGUCACUAUGAUGGGUUUAUCAAUCACAUUUCCUGUGUCUGCUUCACCGGUGAUCUUUGUUUAAAUGCUUUAUGCACCCACAGUAGAUGCUCAUUGUUUUGAUUUAGUAGAUCGGUAUUUGAUGUAGUUUGUCACAAUUUCACGGUUCCCAACACAGUUCCCCCUUCUAACCCUAGAAAAGUCACAUUCACCAGUCCACGACCCUACUCAGCAAGAUUCUCCACCUCUUCCUCCUAUAAACAUGCACUAUCCUCCCUCCUCUGCCCAACACCUCACUGUUUUUCUCAAAACAGAAUUAUGAUGGCGACAUGCUGUGACUUUGUUUUGAGGUUUCUUUUUAUUUCGUCUAUUUCUCAAUUGUCAUGUUGUACAACUUAAGUACUGAUGCAGAU
Messenger RNA from Hypomesus transpacificus, 1782 nucleotides. It is a transcript of the gene slbp2, whose product is annotated as stem-loop binding protein 2. The transcript has 8 exons. Gene Ontology annotation, molecular function: histone pre-mRNA stem-loop binding; mRNA binding. The record is from RefSeq and is a predicted model, not a curated record. Gene Ontology annotation, cellular component: cytoplasm; histone pre-mRNA 3'end processing complex. Gene Ontology annotation, biological process: mRNA transport; mRNA 3'-end processing by stem-loop binding and cleavage. NCBI's taxonomy places the organism in Eukaryota, Metazoa, Chordata, Actinopteri, Osmeriformes, Osmeridae. Bases 21 to 1094 code for a protein of 357 amino acids.